AAAUCUCUGGUCCUGUUUGUGUGCCUUCAAAACCUUUCUCUGUUAAAUGCUUUAGAAAUGUUGUUUCCUAUUAUAGGCGGAUUGAUAAAGAAACUACAAGUGGAUGGAGAAGAGGGGUUUAAUAUUAUUAUGGUUUCUUUUGGUGCUGUGUGUUUUGUGAGGGGAUGGGAGCUUGUGUGAGAGGGUUGGUUUGCUUGUUUUUUGCCAUUGAGGCGGUCCCGCUCAGACCCACUGAUUCGUUUUAAACUCUGACCCUGUGAUUUUUUCCAUUUCGCAGGAGGCCAUCAUAGCUGGACUGCACUCUGAAACCACCUACUCUGUCACUGUAGCAGCGUACACCACCAAGGGAGAUGGAGCUCGUAGCAAAGCUAAAGUCAUCACCACGACUGGAGCAGUUCCAGGACAAGCCCAACAUGAUGAUCAGCACCACCAGUGGCACCACCAGUGGCAACACAGCGCUGAUCCAGUGGCAGCCUCCUAAGGAAAUGGUGGGUGAGCUGAUGGGCUUCCAGCUGCAGUACAAGCGCACCGACGAGGAAACCUACACCUCCCGCGAGCUGAAAAAGACCGAGGAACAUUACACCGUCACCGGGCUGCACAAAGGCGCCACAUACGUGUUCCGCCUCAGCGCCCGUAACCGUGCAGGCAUCGGCGAGGCCUACGUGAAGGAGAUCGGAACCGCUGAAGACGUGCCCUCAGGCUUCCCGUUCAACCUCCAGGUGACAGGACUGACCCAGUCCUCCACACAGCUGACCUGGGAGCCGCCGCUGGUGGCCGAGAGGAACGGGAAGAUCGUGCACUACCUGGUUGUGUACAGGGACAUCAACAGCCAGCAGAACAGCACCAACCGCACCUCAGACACGCACAUGACAAUCCAUGGCCUAAAUCCUGACACCACCUACGAUAUCCGAGUGCAGGCCUUCACCAGUAAGGGCGGGGGACCGCUCAGCCCCAGCAUCCAGAGCAGGACCAUGUCCAUUGAUCUUCCCACCUUAAACUUUGGUGUCAAAGCUGUCAUGAAAACAUCUGUCCUCCUAACCUGGGAUUUGCCAGCAAACUACAAAUCCCAAGUGCCUUUUCAAG
Molecule: messenger RNA, 1083 nt
Organism: Notothenia coriiceps (black rockcod)
Lineage: Eukaryota; Metazoa; Chordata; Actinopteri; Perciformes; Nototheniidae
Product: receptor-type tyrosine-protein phosphatase F-like
Exons: 3
Molecular function (GO): protein binding
Source: RefSeq, a predicted model, not a curated record